UUGCAGUCUCACUCUACUAACUUCUGUCGUGACAAACUUCCCUACCUUACCAAGCAACGGAUGCGAAUCAAUAAGGACACAAAGCGGGACUGUGAUCAGAGGUGCGUGUGCAGGGCAAGUCGCCCUUAAUUUAGCGGAAAUGUGUGGCAGUAGUGUGCACGGAGGUGACGAGCCGUGUCACUCACCAAACGAUCAACCGCUGCGCCUGUCUGCCAGUCUCGGGCCAGACCAGCUAGAGAGCGGACGCAGCGAUGACUUGGGGCCUGGCCUCGUCGUCAGGCACCAACAUGAGGCCCACCUUUGGUCGCAUCUCCGACAGAGGUCAGGACUUUUCAUAUUCAUCGCCAGGGUGGUCGUCAGGGCCGUCUGGACCAUCAAGUGGCUGGAAGAGCGGCUGGAAAGGAUCGAGAGGGGCGAGCAACGCGGCCGUCAGCGCCCUGGCCCUCCUGUCCUUCCUGUUCUUUCUCAACAUGCUGCAGCAGAAUCUAUCGAGUGGCCAGCAGCAGACGCUACUUUUCUCUACAAAUACAUCGGGACGCAACCGAUUCAACAGAAGGGUGCGACGCCCAGUGAUCGCCGUCGCGCAGCUCAAGAACGACGCCGUUGAGCUCAAAACCAGGCCCAACGCAAAGUUUCUAGUCCGCAAAACGCGGCAAAUCAACCCUUUCGCCCAAAAUGAAGAGCCGGAGAGUAGAGAGCCUUUGGAGGAUAUUGGCCCAACCGAUCCACCUCCACCUGUGAUGAUGGAGGGACUGGCUCAGGGCGGCGCCCUGCAGCUCGGCGCUUGGUUGCAAGGCAAACUCAGCGCCGACCAACUGCGCACCGACCUGCUCGACACUUUGACCAACUGCAGGGCCGUCGUCGCCUGCGCCUUGCAUACAAACGACAAUGACCAAAAGAUGCCGGCGGGUCAACUUAAGAAGCUAUUGGGUGAGGCUGGCGAGUUCGCUGCGGACACGUCCGAGGACAAUUUGAAGCAAGUGUGCCGCGACUUGACCCUGGCCGCCGGUGACGAGUGCAGCGCCCUAGCACUCUCGUUCGCCGGCCUGCUUCCGUCCACUGAGAGAGCAACCAAAGAUUCUGCUGACGAGUUGUGACGGUGGAGAACAAUUAAAGUGUCAUCUUGUGUUUGAUAUGCUGUGUAAAUAAAGGGUUCUAGCUAUGUAAUUA
Messenger RNA from Cloeon dipterum, 1170 nucleotides. RefSeq lists its product as uncharacterized. The record is from RefSeq and is a predicted model, not a curated record. The transcript is spliced from 4 exons. Bases 252 to 1097 code for a protein of 281 amino acids. NCBI's taxonomy places the organism in Eukaryota, Metazoa, Arthropoda, Insecta, Ephemeroptera, Baetidae.